AUGUUAGAUGCGGAGGAGGAAAAGAGACGUUUUCAGAUUGAGCUGGAGUUCAUACAAUGCCUAGCAAACCCUUGGUUUUUGAAUAAUCUUGCACAGCAACAGUACUUCAAAGAUCCUGCAUUUCUUAACUAUCUGGAUUAUCUACAGUACUGGAAAAAGCCUGAAUAUGCAAAGUUUGUUGUUUAUCCCCACGCACUUUACUUUUUGGACCUUCUUCAGCAUGCUCAGUUUCGAGAAUAUAUAAGUACCUCAGAAAAUACCACAGAAGUGCAUCGUAUGCAAUAUUACCAUUGGCAGUAUUUACGUAAUCCUCCAAGGACGUCACAAGCGGUGGAAGGAUUAAUAGAAGCAGUUGAAGUUAACGGAGGUGAAAAGACACAAUAA
Mycotypha africana is the source of this 384-nucleotide messenger RNA. Its product is annotated as mediator of RNA polymerase II transcription subunit 31 putative. Gene Ontology annotation, biological process: regulation of transcription by RNA polymerase II. Lineage: Eukaryota; Fungi; Mucoromycota; Mucoromycetes; Mucorales; Mycotyphaceae. Gene Ontology annotation, cellular component: core mediator complex; mediator complex. Gene Ontology annotation, molecular function: transcription coregulator activity. The transcript has 3 exons. The record is from RefSeq and is a predicted model, not a curated record. The coding region runs from base 1 to 384 and encodes 127 amino acids.